Messenger RNA from Egretta garzetta (little egret), 5729 nucleotides. RefSeq names its product ATP-dependent RNA helicase SUPV3L1, mitochondrial. The transcript is spliced from 33 exons. The record is from RefSeq and is a predicted model, not a curated record. Gene Ontology annotation, molecular function: hydrolase activity, acting on acid anhydrides; ATP binding; D-glucose binding. Gene Ontology annotation, biological process: RNA catabolic process; mitochondrial RNA 3'-end processing; glycolytic process. Gene Ontology annotation, cellular component: cytosol; mitochondrial degradosome; mitochondrion. Bases 199 to 4959 code for a protein of 1586 amino acids. Lineage: Eukaryota; Metazoa; Chordata; Aves; Pelecaniformes; Ardeidae.
CAUUACAACUGUCUUCCUUCAUCUUGCAGUGCUGCAUUUACCAUACUACUAAAGCGUUCUUCAGUUAAACAUUCAAGUGAAGUUCUAAAAACCUUAAAUAAGUUCUACAAAAGAAAAGAAAUCCAAAGACUAGGAGCAGAAAAUGGAUUAGAUGCUCGCCUGUUUCACCAAGCGUUUAUAAGCUUUAGGAAGUAUAUCAUGGAAUCCACUUCUGUGAGUGCUGAUUUGCAUAUUAUUCUCAAUGAUAUAUGCUGUGGUGCAGGUCACGUGGAUGAUCUCUUUCCGUUUUUCCUGAGGCAUGCAAAGCAGAUCUUUCCGAUGCUGGACUGUAUGGAUGAUCUGCGGAAAAUCAGUGAUUUAAGAUUGCCACCCAACUGGUAUCCAGACGCCAGGGCUAUUCAGAGAAAGAUAAUAUUCCAUGCUGGUCCUACAAACAGUGGAAAAACUUACCAUGCUAUCCAGAGAUUUUUGUCAGCAAAAUCUGGAAUAUACUGCGGCCCACUAAAACUUCUGGCUCAUGAGAUCUUCCAAAAGAGUAAUGAUGCUAAUGUGCCAUGUGACUUGGUGACAGGAGAAGAGCGUGUGUAUGCCAAUGAAGAUGCCAGACAAGCUUCUCACAUUGCUUGUACCAUUGAAAUGUGCAGCACUAAUACGCCUUAUGAAGUUGCUGUGAUUGAUGAAAUUCAGAUGAUCAGAGAUCCUGCCAGAGGGUGGGCUUGGACAAGAGCCCUUCUAGGACUCUGUGCGGAAGAAAUCCAUGUUUGUGGAGAAGCUGCUGCUAUUGACUUGGUGACAGAGCUCAUGUACACAACAGGGGAGGAAGUUGAAGUCCGAAACUACAAGAGACUCACUCCUCUUACUGUGCUGGAUUAUGCCUUAGAAUCUUUAGAUAACCUCCGUCCUGGGGACUGCGUUGUCUGUUUCAGCAAGAAUGACAUUUACUCUGUCAGUAGACAAGUUGAAGCCAGAGGCUUAGAAUGUGCUGUCAUAUAUGGCAGUCUGCCACCAGGAACAAAACUUGAACAGGCAAAGAAAUUCAAUGAUCCUGAUGAUCCAUGCAAAAUUUUAGUUGCUACAGAUGCAAUUGGAAUGGGACUCAAUUUGUGUAUAAAAAGAAUAAUUUUUAACUCUAUAGUAAAGCCAACUAUCAAUGAGAAGGGAGAAAAAGAAAUAGAUUCCAUUACAACCUCUCAGGCUCUACAAAUCGCAGGCAGAGCUGGGCGUUACGGCUCAUCCUUCAAACAAGGAGAAGUCACUACAAUGCAUCAUGAUGAUCUCGUGCAGCUGAAGGAAAUUUUGAGUGAGCCUGUGCGCCCUGUGAAGGCAGCUGGCCUCCAUCCUACUCCUGAGCAGAUAGAAAUGUUUGCUUAUCAUCUCCCUGAUGCUACUCUAUCCAAUCUAAUUGAUAUUUUUGUGAGUCUCUCACAAGUUGAUGGGCUUUAUUUUGUCUGCAAUAUUGAUGACUUCAAAUUCCUAGCAGAUAUGAUUCAGCACAUUCCACUAAAUUUACGAUCACGAUAUGUCUUCUGCACUGCACCCUUGAACAGAAAAGAGCCUUUUGUGUGUACCACAUUGUUGAAGUUUGCAAGACAGUUCAGUAGAAAUGAGCCUCUGACGUUUGACUGGCUCUGUCGGCACACCAAAUGGCCGUUAGCCGCUCCAAAGAACAUCAAAGAACUUGUGCACCUCGAAGCUGUUCAUGAUGUUUUUGACCUGUAUCUGUGGUUAAGUUACCGCUUCAUGGAUAUGUUCCCUGAUGCUGUCCUUGUAAGGGAUGUUCAGAAAAAACUAGACGACAUUAUACAAAUUGGUGUCUGCAACAUCACGAAGCUGAUCCGAGCUUCACAGUCCGCAGCUGCUCCUAGCACGGCAGAAGUCAUGUCAGAAGACUUUCCUCUUUCAAGGACUAGGAGGGAUACGAGGGCGGUUUCAGACCGUCAUGGUGCAAAAUCCACAGAGGCACUCUCUAUUGCAGUGGAGGUUCCAGGAGAAAGAAGAGCUAAGAACUUGAAAGCCUAUCGGUCUGCUGCAAGGCAGGACGAUCUGAAAAGCCAUGGACGUGGAUCUCUUGCCAACAGAUUGUUGCGUGAAGGACUUCUAACUCAAGAAAUGCUGAGACAGCUGGAGAGCGAGUGGCAGGAUCAGCACAGGAAUGCCUGCCUGAAGCUAGGAUGCACCAGGGAUGAGCGAACAAGUUACACAGUGAUUCUGACGUGUCAGGUUGACAGGUACCUGUAUCACAUGCGUCUCUCCGACGAUGUCCUGCUGGACGUGAUGGCUCGCUUCCAGGCCGAGAUGGUGAAGGGCCUGGGGAGAGACACAAACCCCACGGCAACAGUAAAAAUGCUGCCGUCAUUUGUGCGCUCGCUUCCCGAUGGCUCAGAGAAGGGUGACUUCCUUGCUGUUGACCUGGGUGGUUCCCAGUUUCGUGCCCACCGGGUGAAGGUGUUUGAUGAUGGGAAGCAGAGCAGCCAGCUGGAGAGCAAGUUUUACCCCACACCCAAGGAGGUCAUACAGGGGAACGGAGCUGAGCUCUUUGAUUACGUUGCUGACUGUCUGUUAGACUUCAUGGAGACCAAAAACCUGAAGCAUAAGAAGUUACCUCUUGGAUUUACAUUUUCUUUUCCAUGCAAACAGACCAAAUUGGAAGAGGGGAUUCUUCUUGCCUGGACGAAACACUUCAAAGUUCGAGGAGUUCAGGACACAGAUGUGGUUGGCUCUCUGCGCAAGGCCCUCCAGAAGCAUAAGGACAUAGACGUUGAUGUUUUGGCACUGGUCAAUGACACCGUGGGAACCAUGAUGACUUGCGGAUAUGAUGACCAGCGCUGUGAAGUUGGACUCAUAAUUGCCCUGGGACAAACAGGUAAUUUGUCCGCACUGGCUCCAACAUGCACAGGGACUGGCACCAAUGCAUGCUACAUGGAGGAAAUGAGGCACAUCGAUCUGGUGGAAGGUGAUGAAGGGAGGAUGUGCAUUAACACAGAGUGGGGUGCCUUUGGAGAUGACGGCGCUUUGGAUGACCUCCGCACAGAGUUCGAUCGGGAGCUUGAUCUGGGAUCUCUCAAUCCUGGAAAACAAUUGUUUGAAAAGAUGAUCAGCAGCCUGUAUUUGGGGGAACUUGUAAGACUCAUUCUCCUCAAAAUGACAAAAGAAGGUCUACUCUUCAAUGGAAAAGUGUCAACAGCUCUGCUUACUAAGGGCAAGAUCGAAAUGAAACACGUGUCUGCAAUGGAAAAGUAUAAAGAAGGUCUGAGCAACACAAAAGAGAUCCUUACAGAGCUGAACCUGUUUCCCUCUGAAGAGGACUGCAUUGCUGUUCAGCAUGUCUGCACCAUUGUUUCCUUCCGCUCGGCCAACCUCUGUGCUGCUGCUUUAGCAGCCAUACUGACCCGACUGAGAGAGAAUAAAAAACUAUUAAGGAUGCGAACCACUGUUGGGAUUGAUGGGGGACUCUAUAAAACCCACCCCCAGUAUGCCAAACGUCUGCACAAGGUGGUGAGAAGGCUGGUCCCAAACUGUGAUGUUCGGUUCCUCCUCUCUGUGAGUGGCAGUGGGAAGGGGGCUGCCAUGGUCACAGCGGUGGCAUACAGGCUGGCCGCCCAGCGCAAACAAAUCAAUGCUGCUCUCGCACCAUUUCUGCUGUCCCUGGAGACCCUCAGAGAAGUUAAGAACAAAAUGAGGACCGAGCUGGAAUAUGGGCUAAAGCGAGAGACGCAAGCCAGUGCCACAGUGAAGAUGUUACCCACGUAUGUCUGUGGGACACCAGAUGGAACAGAGAAAGGAAAGUUCCUUGCCCUUGACCUUGGUGGGACAAAUUUCAGGGUUCUGCUUGUCAAAAUCAGAAGCGGGAGAAGAAGAUCAGUGCAAAUGUAUAACAAAAUCUUUGCCAUUCCUCUGGAGAUCAUGCAAGGGACGGGGGAAGAGCUCUUUGACCAUAUUGUCCAGUGUAUAGCAGACUUUCUGGAGUAUAUGGGGAUUAAAGGUGCUCGACUGCCUCUGGGCUUCACCUUCUCCUUCCCAUGCAGGCAAGCCAGCAUUGACAAGGGAACACUUGUGGGAUGGACAAAAGGUUUCAAGGCAACAGACUGUGAGGGGGAAGAUGUUGUUGAUAUGUUGCGAGAGGCCAUCAGGAGAAGAAAUGAAUUUGACUUGGACAUUGUAGCAGUGGUGAAUGACACUGUUGGGACAAUGAUGACGUGCGGAUAUGAGGAUCCAAACUGUGAGAUUGGCCUUAUUGCAGGAACGGGCAGCAACGUGUGCUACAUGGAGGACAUGAAGAACAUAGAAAUAGUGGAAGGGAAUGAAGGAAAAAUGUGCAUUAAUACAGAAUGGGGAGGAUUUGGUGACAACGGCUGCAUCGACAACAUCAGAACAAAAUAUGAUAAAGAAGUAGAUGAAGGCUCACUAAACCCAGGGAAACAGAGGUAUGAAAAAAUGACUAGUGGAAUGUACCUAGGUGAAAUAGUAAGGCAAAUUUUGAUCGACUUAACCAAACAAGGACUGCUGUUCAGAGGACAGAUUUCGGAAUCACUCAGGAAAAGAGGCAUAUUCGAAACAAAAUUCCUGUCUCAGAUUGAGAGUGACCGGCUCGCUCUCCUCCAAGUCCGUCGAAUUCUACAGCAGCUCGGCCUGGACAGCACGUGUGAAGACAGCAUCAUUGUGAAAGAGGUGUGUGGAGCUGUUUCAAAGAGAGCUGCCCAGCUCUGUGGGGCGGGACUGGCGGCUAUUGUAGAGAAGAAGAGAGAAAACCGAGGUGUGGAGCACUUGCAAAUCACCGUUGGCGUAGAUGGGACUUUGUACAAGCUCCAUCCACAUUUUUCUAGGGUCCUGCGGGAAACAGUGAAGGAACUGGCUCCUCAGUGUGAUGUGACUUUCAUGCUCUCUGAAGAUGGAAGUGGGAAGGGAGCUGCGCUCAUUACUGCAGUAGCAAAAAGAUUGCAUAACGUUGGACAGAAGUAAAAACGAGAGGUCAAGUCAUGUCAGCACUGCCCCGCGUGUGCGCUAGAGAUUUGCUGGGCGGUGAUUCGAGAUAGCUUUGCCAGACACCAGUACACAGGUACCUGUUUUCAGGGAGCAGCUGGGUUUUGACCGACCACGAUCGUGGAUCUUUGUCCUUUGAUAACUCAGAUCUGGUGUUUCUGCUCCCCACCAGCAUUAUAUCUUGGCAUACCGCGAUCUACUCGGUUCUGUACUUCCUGCAAUGCAUCUAUAAUGUGCAUGGGAGAGUGAAAACGAAACAAAAGACAAACCAAACAAAACAAUCAACCCCAAAUAUGUCUUUUUACAAUGGCUUAAUUAAGCUACUGCACCACAACUGAAUUUAUCACCAGUUUCUUAGGAUUUUUGCGUGUUUUAGUUUUGGCUUGGCCUUGCUCAAGGAAUACUGAGAUCCUGGUGUGGCACAUAUCUAAUGGACAUGUUUGUUCAAUGCUUCACAGGUUUUACAAUAAAUCUGCAAGUAAAAUAAAUUCACAAGCUUUGGUCAGUGAUGCUCCCCCACUACUGCUACACUGGUCGCAAGUGCACUGUCUUGUGAAACUCCCUGAGGACAGGAGGCAUGUUUAAUAGAUGAAUGUAAAGGAAAAAAAAUACGAUUCCACAAAAUACCCAUUUGUAUCAAAAUAUAUUAGUGCGUUUGGGUGGACAUAAACCUAAACCAACGCUGGACGGAUUCUGACUGUGGCUGAUUCUUUUGAUACUGGGGAAAGAGAGGAUGUAGGAACAGGUAC